Molecule: messenger RNA, 2411 nt
Organism: Cygnus atratus (black swan)
Lineage: Eukaryota; Metazoa; Chordata; Aves; Anseriformes; Anatidae
Gene: NPTXR
Product: neuronal pentraxin receptor
Exons: 6
Coding region: 1-1476 (491 amino acids)
Source: RefSeq, a predicted model, not a curated record
AUGGGGUUUCUGGCCGUGCUGCUGGCGGCGGGCAUGCUGGCUUUCCUGGGGGCCAUCAUCUGCAUCAUCGCCAGCGUCCACCCGGCCGGCACCGCCGCCUCUUCCUCCCCACCCUCCUCCUCCUCCUCCGCCGACAAUGACUCGGCCGCCGCCGCCCUGCUCCCCCCCGCCGACAAGGGGCUGGGGGCCCUGCACGGCCCCGCCGAGGCUCUGGCCAGCGCCGGCCCGAGGCUCCCCGGCUCGCCGCCGCCUCUCUUCAGCCGCUUCGUGUGCACGCCGCUGAGCGCCGAGUGCCCCGCGGCCGCCGGCCCCGCGGCCGCCGGCCCCGAGGAGCUGCUGGCCCUGCGCAGCGCCGCGGCCCAGCUCCGCCGCACGGCGCUGGAGCAGAAGGAGCGGAUCCGCAUGGACCAGGAGACCAUCCGCGAGCUCACCGGCAAGCUCAGCCGCUGCGAGGGGGGCUUGCGGGCACCCCCGGCCCCCGCCGCCGGGCUCCGGGCCGCCCCCAGGCCCGGCACCAUGGGGCACCCCCCCGCCGAGCCGCCCGCCGUGAGGGAGCUGGAGGAGGCGGUGCGAGCCCUCCAGGACCGCAUCGACCGCAUCGAGCAGGAGCUGCCGGCCCGCACCAACGGCUCGGUGCCCACCGCCCCGGCGCUCGCCCGCGACGCGCUGCACACCAAGAUGGAGCAGCUGGAGGAGCAGCUCCUCUCCAAGAUCCUGACCCUGCAGAAGGAGCGGCAGGCCGCCAACACCGACCGCAGCCAGCAGCAGCACGACAUCGAGAAGGAGCUCAACUCCCUGCAGAGCCGGGUGGCGGAGCUGGAGCACGGAGCUCCAGGCUACAGCCCUCCCGACGCCUUCAAGGUGACCAUCCCGGUGCAGAACAACUACAUGUACGCCCGCAUGAAGAAGAGCCUGCCGGAGCUCUACGCCUUCACCAUCUGCAUGUGGCUGAAGUCCAAGGCCUUGGCGGGGCUCGGCACCCCUUUCUCUUACUCCGUCCCGAGCCAAGCCAACGAGAUCGUGCUGCUGGAGUGGGGCACCAACCCCCUGGAGCUGCUCAUCAAUGACAAGGUCGCCCAGCUGCCGCUGAGCCUGAAGGACAAGGCCUGGCACCACAUCUGCGUGGCGUGGACCACCCGGGACGGCAAGUGGUCGGCGUACCAGGACGGCGAGCAGCGGGGCGCGGGCGAGAACCUGGCCUCGUGGCACGCCAUCAAGCCCCAGGGCGUCGUCAUCCUGGGCCAGGAGCAGGACACGCUGGGCGGCCGCUUUGACGCCACGCAGGCCUUCGUGGGGGAGCUGGCGCAGUUCGGCGUGUGGGACCACAUGCUGGCUCCGGCGGAGAUCCUGGCCUUGGCCAACUGCACCUCCCGCCUGCAGGGCAACGUCAUUCAGUGGGACGACCAGGCCGUGGAGGUCUUUGGGGGGGCCAGCAAGGGCGCCUUCACCGCCUGUGACGAGGGGAGGAAGGCGUGAGCGGCCCCCCCCCAGCGCCGAGGUGCCUGCGGACCGCAGGAAAAGCCCCUUUGUCCCCUCCCAGACCAACGGGCCCCGCCACCACCUCCACCACCACAACGGGACGAUGCUCCAUGCCCCCACGGCAGCGUCCCGGGGGGGCCGGCGUGCAGGGAGGUCCCGUGGCAGCCCCUUGGCACGGCUCACACCCCCCCUGGCAUGCUGUCCCCCCCCCACCUUGCCCUAUUUCUGUUUUGGCAGGACCGUGCCAUACGCUGGCUGUCGUGUCUGUGGGCCCUGCGGGAGCUGGGAGCAGGGCACCCCCUUCACCUGUUUAUUUUUAUCGCCCUGAUAUUUGGUUUUGCGAGCCUGUUCUCCCACGGGGCCCCGAGCUGUUUGCUGGUAGCCAUCAGCAUCCUCCCCUCUUCCCCUUCAGCUCUUCUCCGGUCAAGUGUGCCAGGCGCCGUAGGCCCCCCAUGGGUGAAAGGAGCCCUGUGGGGGGCUAUUCAUUCAUUCAUUUAUUUAUUUAUUUAUUUAUUUAUUUAUUUUUAAGCAUUCCCAGUGCUGGGGCCCCAGUGCCCACACAGAAGGCAGGGGAAGAGGGGCAGAGCCUCGUCCCCAUGCCCCCCGUCCUAUUCGGGGUGCAGGAGAGAAUGGAGCAAAAGCAAGGAAAAGGGACACGGGGACAGUAUUCCCUGCCACCCCCCUGGCCUUUUGGGCACUGAGCUGCUCGCAGGGGGCUGCUGGCCUCGCCUGUGCCUCGGUCCCCUGCUUUGAGCUGGCUGGGGACAGGGACACUGGUGGCACGGGGCUGGGGCGAAGGGAGCUGCUGACCUUGGGGCCGGAGCGGGGCCAGGGUGGGGUGUUCCCCGUGGGGUGCCUGCGGGUGCGAUGUUUCCACGCGUGCGGUCACCGGUGUCUCGAUAUGUGCGUGUGUGUGCGUGUGUGUGUGUGUG